Molecule: messenger RNA, 1550 nt
Organism: Drosophila subobscura
Lineage: Eukaryota; Metazoa; Arthropoda; Insecta; Diptera; Drosophilidae
Gene: Irk3
Product: inward rectifier potassium channel irk-1
Exons: 5
Coding region: 204-1499 (431 amino acids)
Biological process (GO): potassium ion import across plasma membrane; regulation of monoatomic ion transmembrane transport
Cellular component (GO): plasma membrane
Molecular function (GO): inward rectifier potassium channel activity
Source: RefSeq, a predicted model, not a curated record
UCAAGCGGUCAGCCAGGCAGGCAAUCCACACAAAUCUCGUGUCGUCUUGAGUCUGCGUCUACUGCGUCGAUUGCAACCUAAUUCAAUUAAAAUUAAAACGCAAAUUCUACGGGACAAAGUGAAAUUGCCCCAAAUUUCCGACAAUUAUAUGAGAAAAUAGUCUGUUGUCAGUUGUGUGUGUGUGGGCAGCGAUAUCGCCGACCAUGAGCUCUCCCGUGGAAAGUCUCCCAAUGCUGCGCUCCGCAUCGAUGCCCGUGAAGCCCAAGCCCCUAGAGACGAAGCCACUGGCACGUUCCAGCGAAAAGGAAACGGUCAACGAGGCGGACUACUACCCAGAGAGUCCGGGAUUCGUGAGGCGACGUAGAUCCCGAUCGCCCGGCGAUCACUUCGAGACGCGCAGUGAGCAAAACUUUCCCUAUACACACGACUGGGCGGGCAGCACCAUUGAACUGACGCCCGAGUCCGGCAUCCGUGGGGAAGGCCACAGGCGCAGCCUGCAUCGUGUGAUGGAGAAGAAUGGCAACGAGAAUGUUGUCUUUCGUCGCAUACCAGAGAAGUCGUGGCGCUAUAUGCGCGAUGUCAUCACUACGCUGAUGGAGCUGGAGUGGAAGUACAUGUUGACCUUGUUCCUGGGCAGCUACUUCCUCAGCUGGCUGCUCUUUGCCGUGCUCUGCUAUGUGGUCUCGUGGUCCCAUGGCGAUUUCCUCUUCGAUGAGAUCAGCGGCGUGCGGCUGGGCGAGGGCGACAGGCCGUGCAUCUAUGGCGUCACCUCCUGGGUGACCAUGAUCAUCUACUCCGUGGAGACGCAGACCACGCUGGGAUUUGGCGAGAAGUACGCCAGCGAGGAGUGCCCCGAGACGGUGUUCCUGUUCAUCAUGCAAAUGGUUUGCGCCGCCCUCAUCGAGGGGAGCAUGGUGAGCCUUAUCUAUGCGAUGACAGCACGCCCUGCCAGGCAGAUGACAAAGCUCAAGUUCAGCGAUAAGGCGGUGAUCUGCUAUCGCGAUGGGACGCUGUGUUUGCUCUUCCGCGUGUGUGAUCCACGCGAGCAGCAGUCCAUAGAGUCCAAGAUACGCGUCUACAUGAUUGUCGACAAGCGCACCCGCGAGGGCGAGAUCGUUAAAACGCACACGGAACUCAAGCUGCAGGGCAAUGGAGAACAGUUAAUAGUGUGGCCAGAUCUCGUGUGCCAUGUGAUCGACGCUUCGAGUCCGCUACAUCAAUUCACCAACGCAAAGUUGUUCAAUGCCGCGCAGUUCGAGCUUUAUGUGUCCAUUGUGGGCACCUCACCGGCCACCGCACAAAUGACCGAAGCCAAAACAUCGUAUGUGCCGCGUGAGAUAUUUUGGGGUCAGCGCUUUGUCAACAUUAUACACUACGACGCGACCAACGAGCGUUAUGUGGUGGACUAUGAGAACUUCAAUAGAACCAUUUCGGUGGACAUGCCGCUGAAGCAGCAACCAGCCAGCGAGCAUCUACGGCUAGAGUACAGAAGGGAUUGAAAGGCAAAACUUUCCGUGUACAACAUUUCUUUAAAAGAUUUAUAAAUAACA